AUGGCCGAAAUCCGCCAAGACUACUACUACCGUUACCAACACAACCCAACGCAAACCAGCACCGUCUUCCCGGAGAAGGCUCCUUCCUCUUCUCAGGUUUUGGCCCUCUCCUUCCUCCUCCCUCUCGGCGCUUUUCUACUCUUCGUCGCUGCCAUCACCGGAACCGGAACUGUCGUGGGCAUCGCGCUCUCAACCCCGCUGUUCGUCAUUUUCAGCCCAGUCCUGCUGCCCGCUGCGUUCCUCAUUGGUUUGGCGGUCGCCGGAUUCUUGACGUCUGGGGCCUUCGGAGUCACCGCGUUCUCCUCGUUCACGUGGCUGGCCAACUUUCUCCGCCGCUCGCGGCUGUCGGAGCAGCUUGAAUAUGCAAAGCAUCGCGCUGAGGAGACGAUAGGCCACGCGGCCCAGAGUGUGAAGGAGGCCGGUGAGACUGUGCUGAGCAAGGCGCAGGAAGCAGGGCAGGAGGCCCAGACUAAGAGCAAGGAGUCACGACAGAGGACCCAAAGUGGGAAGGCCCAAGAAGAGAAAAGAUUCUCUUAAAUGAAUCUCGAUAUCAUUUCUGGUGGGUCCCUCUGCUUUGGUUCUCCGUGAAGACUUCUUGUAUUCUUGGUACAAACCGCGGGAAGUGUCGGAGUGUGUUUCAGUAAUCGGUAGUGCCAUUGUGCUCUGUAGUCUGCUUUUGCAGUAAAAUUUCCAAGCUUCAUGGUUUA
Molecule: messenger RNA, 707 nt
Organism: Neltuma alba
Lineage: Eukaryota; Viridiplantae; Streptophyta; Magnoliopsida; Fabales; Fabaceae
Product: oleosin 16.4 kDa-like
Exons: 1
Coding region: 1-537 (178 amino acids)
Biological process (GO): seed oilbody biogenesis; lipid storage; response to freezing
Cellular component (GO): monolayer-surrounded lipid storage body; membrane
Source: RefSeq, a predicted model, not a curated record